This is a messenger RNA of Heterotrigona itama, 444 nucleotides long. The record is from the annotation of a GenBank genome assembly. NCBI's taxonomy places the organism in Eukaryota, Metazoa, Arthropoda, Insecta, Hymenoptera, Apidae.
AGAUUUCGUGGAAGAAAAAUCACGGAAAAACCUGUCGCGGAUUGCACGAUUAGGUGGCAGUGGAGAACCCUCGUCCCCUUCGACGAGGUAGAUGCGCAUAAACGAGCACAAAACAAUUUUGGCCGCGGUCCAGCGAAAUCGGUGACACGCCGUAUAUUAUUGGUGUCGCAUGGAUUUGAAAAUUUGGCCAGUGCGAGAUUUUUGGACCGCUGCCUGACAACUAUGGAGAUGGUAUCGAUGGAAAGUAAUUGCACGACACUUUCUACGCGAUUCGAGUAUGCAUUUAAACGUAGAAAUUUGGUUUGCUAUACAAUAUACGAGUGGAACUUGAAAGACGUGGCUUGCGCGGCUGGUAACGCAACACUCCAGCAAACUAUCCAAGCAGAAAUACGUAAUGAGACUACAUGUCAAUGGAUGGCACCACCGAUGUAUAAAGUUGAGUAG